AGAGAGAGAGAGAGAGAGGGAGGGGAAAAUGGCUGGACGGAAAGUCCCCGUGUGGAAAUCCCCUUGACUGUUUCCUUUUAAACAAACUAUGGGUAGAGAACAUGUGACCUUCUGUGAAAGGCUCCUCAGCCUGACGGUGAAGAGAAAGGAGGCUUUGAAUGGCGCCGUGGAUCAGAACCGAGCCUGAGGAUCUGUCAGGGCUUUGUUUUUAGCCCCGACAUUUACACAGUGUCCACGUGGGCGCCCCCUCCCCCCUCCCUUCGUCCGUCCGUCCGUCCGUCCACCACCCGUCUACCAUGUCACAGGGGCAGAACUUCCUCCCCAAGUUUCUCUUUGUCUCCAACCUGCUGAAGGCGGUGAAGAUCAGGCAGCGAGUCCCCAACGACGUGGUGAAGCCCAGCUCCAGCUCCAGCUCCAGCUCCAGCUCCAGCUCCGCUCUGAUGCACCACCUCCGAGGGAUGCACAGGUACACGCUGGAGAUGAUCGCCAUGAACCACUUCCCCCAGGCCUUCAGGGAGGUGGUCCAGGCCGCCAUCCUGGACCGGGCCAUGCAGCUGUCGCUGGAGCAGGAGAAGAAGCUCAACUGGUGCCGGGAGGUGAAGAAGAUGGUGCCCUUACGUACCAACGGUGACGGGAACUGUUUGCUCCAUGCAGCCUCUCAGUACAUGCUGGGCGUCCAGGACACAGACCUGGUCCUGAGGAAAACUCUCCACAGUGUUUUAAAGGACACAGACACAGGAGCGUUCAGAGCUCGAUUCCAGGCCGAGCUGCUUCAGUCUCAGGAGUUCACCCAGACUGGACUCCGCUACACCACCAUGAACUGGGAGGAUGAGUGGGAGAAGAUCGUGAAGAUGGCGUCUCCGGUCUCCAGCAGUAAUGGUCUACAGUUUGACUCUUUGGAGGACAUUCACAUCUUCAUCCUCUCCAACAUCCUCCGCAGACCCAUCAUCGUUAUUGCAGAUCAGGUUGUCAGGAGUAUGAAGUCUGGCUCCUCCAUCUCUCCUUUAAAUGUGGGGGGGGUUUAUUUGCCCCUCCAGUGGGCUCCAGCAGAGUGUUACAAAUACCCCAUCGUGCUGGGCUACGACUCUCAACACUUUGCCCCUCUUAUCACCAUUAAAGACAGUGGCCCAGAGAUCAGAGCCGUGCCACUGAUAAAUCCAGGACGCAGUGACUUUGAGGAGCUCAAGGUCCAUUUCCUGAUGGAGAAGGAACAGCAGCAGAGGGAGAAGCUUCUCAAAGACUACUUGGUUCUGGUCGAGAUCCCAGUCAUAGGUCUGGGCUACGACGUCCUACGGAUCAUCAACGCUGCAAGACUGGAUGAGGGCAACCUGCCUGAGGACAUGAACCUGAUGGAGGACUACCUGCAGCUGGUCAACCACGAGUACCAGCGCUGGCAGGAAGACAAGGAACAGGCGUGGGCCGCCCAGCCUCAGCGACCCCCCCCCUUUUCUGUCUCACAGCUGUCCCUCAUCGAGAUCCGCUGUGCCACGCCGCGAUGCACCUUCUACGUGUCUGUGGACACGCAGCCUCACUGCCACGAGUGCUUUGAGAAACGUCAGGCCACCACUGGUGGGGGGGGGCGAAUGGAAGGGGUGGGGGGGGGCCAGGGGCCACUGCCGGUCUGUGGGCUCAGUGUUGGGACCAUUAUCACAGUCAUGCUGACUUCUUCUCCUCUUCUGUUGAAGAACUGGGAGGAUGAGUGGGAGAAGAUCGUGAAGAUGGCGUCUCCGGUCUCCAGCAGUAAUGGUCUACAGUUUGACUCUUUGGAGGACAUUCACAUCUUCAUCCUCUCCAACAUCCUCCGCAGACCCAUCAUCGUUAUUGCAGAUCAGGUUGUCAGGAGUAUGAAGUCUGGCUCCUCCAUCUCUCCUUUAAAUGUGGGGGGGGUUUAUUUGCCCCUCCAGUGGGCUCCAGCAGAGUGUUACAAAUACCCCAUCGUGCUGGGCUACGACUCUCAACACUUUGCCCCUCUUAUCACCAUUAAAGACAGUGGCCCAGAGAUCAGAGCCGUGCCACUGAUAAAUCCAGGACGCAGUGACUUUGAGGAGCUCAAGGUCCAUUUCCUGAUGGAGAAGGAACAGCAGCAGAGGGAGAAGCUUCUCAAAGACUACUUGGUUCUGGUCGAGAUCCCAGUCAUAGGUCUGGGCUACGACGUCCUACGGAUCAUCAACGCUGCAAGACUGGAUGAGGGCAACCUGCCUGAGGACAUGAACCUGAUGGAGGACUACCUGCAGCUGGUCAACCACGAGUACCAGCGCUGGCAGGAAGACAAGGAACAGGCGUGGGCCGCCCAGCCUCAGCGACCCCCCCCCUUUUCUGUCUCACAGCUGUCCCUCAUCGAGAUCCGCUGUGCCACGCCGCGAUGCACCUUCUACGUGUCUGUGGACACGCAGCCUCACUGCCACGAGUGCUUUGAGAAACGUCAGGCCACCACUGGUGGGGGGGGCAGAAUGGAAGGGGUGGUGCAGGCCAAGGUUGGGGGGGUGCAGGGGGUGAUGGGGGGAUCGGAGAACGAUGUGAACUCAAGGGGCGGUCGAACCGGCAGCCCGACGUCCUCCACGUCUGGGAGAGGGGUCGUCGUGUCCAGCCCCCGCUCGGCCCCCCCCACCGCCCCCAGCCUCAGCCUGUACAGUGAGACUCACGCCAUGAAGUGCAAGACGCCCGGCUGCCUCUUCACCCUGAGUGUGGAGCACGACGGACUGUGUGAGCGCUGCUUCAACUCCAGGCAGAAUCCUGGAGCUCCAGGACCUGGGACGGCUCCCGCAGGAUUGUCAGGUCCAAAUGGGGGACCAAAAGAGCCCCCUCCUCCGGGUGAGGGCUCCAGUUGGGCCCAGUGGGGGGCCUGUGAGGUUCAGGCAGAACGCUGUGGCAUGUGUCGACAAGAGACACUGAGAACAUUCAAUGGCCUUUGUCCGACCUGCAUGCAGAGACCACCGGCUCCAGAGAGGGGGGACCCUCAGCAGAGCAACCCCAGGACCGAGGCCUCGUCCUCAGCGUGGAGCCAAACCAGGGAUGCUGAGCGGCCCUGCCUGACCCUGACCCCAGGGCACACGUCUGCCUGGCAGACGCCCCUGGCCCGGCCGUGUAAGAGAUCCGGUUGCCAGUUUUUCGGGACCCCAGAGAAGCUGGGUUUCUGCACUAUCUGCUACGUAGACUAUCAGACCAACCACCACAUGACCCCGCCCCCCCCCGCUCCAGCGCAGAGCCGCCACGGUUUGGAGGCUGGCUUCCAAAACGCCUCUAAGUGUCGCGGCCCCGGCUGCGGUGCCGUUGGUAAAGCCAUGUUGGAGGGCUACUGCGACAAGUGCUACGUCAAAGAGCAGAGUGCGAGGCUUAACCAGGCGGCACAUCGUACGACACACUCUCCACCUGCAGUCAUGCGUGACAGAGCGGUCAAACCCAGAGCCUCACAGCAGCCCCAGACCCAGACCCAGACCCAGACCCAGACCCAGAGCCAGACCCAGACCCAGAGCCAGACCCAGAGCCAGUGCAGAAGGAGUGGCUGCAGUAACGUUUCCCCUGGAUGCACUGACCUUUGCCCAGAGUGCCACACACGGGGCCAGGGCAGAGAGGUGGGCCGGCGGGCGCAGGCGCCCAAGGAGAAGUCCAAGCAACGCUGCAGAACGCAGGGCUGUGACCAUUACGCCAACCAGGAGAAACAGGGCUACUGUAACGAGUGUGACCACUUCAAACAGAUCUACCGCGGCUGACGUCCUCUCAAGCCAUGCUCGCCGCCGUGGUCACCACAUGUAGCUAGCAUGCUAGAGCCGCUAUCCAUGCCAGUCAAUGCACCUCUGAUACUAACUACCCAACCAACUAACUAACUAGCUAUGGACUAACUAGUAACCUUAUGGCCUGAAACUCAAACCCCCCCUUGUAGAAUGUGAAGAGAGAGUGUGUAAACAUGGGGGGAUUUACUGUGUGUGUGUGUGUGUGUGUGUGUGUGUGUGCAGUAGACAUUAAUAACUCACAGUGAGAGGUUUGACUCCGUGUCACUGACUUCACACCUGAAGUCUGUACUGAAUCACAAAGAUUGACAAAGACAAAAUGAUUGUAUGUUGAAGCAACAGAAGAAUCUGACACUGACCAGACAACAGCCAAGGAUGACUGACUGACUGACUGACUGACUGACCGACUGUCUGUCUGACUGACUGUCUGACUGUCUGACUGACUGUCUGACUGUCUGACUGACUGUCUGACUGUCUGACUGACUGUCUGACUGACUGACUGUCUGUCUGACUGACUGUCUGACUGUCUGACUGACUGACUGACUGUCUGUCUGACUGACUGACUGACUGACUGUCUGUCUGUCAUUUGCUGUGAAAAUGAAUGCAGUUGUUGCCCUUGUUGCCCUUGUUGCCCUUGUUGCCCUUGUGUCACUCUGUUGAAGCAGUGAAGUCAUGAACCCUGGACCAAAGCAACAGUUUUAGAAAAUCCAACAACUCUGAUCAUCAACGUUCAUUUAAACCACAACUUGUCUAGAAGAACUGGACCGGGGUUAGGGUGAGGUCACUGACCCCUGAAGGGUUAGGGUGAGGUCACUGACCCCUGAAGGGUUAGGGUGAGGUCACUGACCCCUGAAGGGUUAGGGUGGACACACUGCAGAACUGACCAUGCUGGCCUUAAAUCCUGUGUUUGCUCUUCAUGAACCCAUGCCUUGAUGCUUUCCUUCCUUUGGACUUUGAAAGGGUAACCUCCCUCCCCUGACCCCUGACCCCUGACCCGACCCCCCUUGAAUGUCUUCAUACUGUACUGGGGCUGAUUGUGGAUGAGACUUACCUUUAAGUAGUCAUUUCUAACCAGUUGGUUCUGAUCCGCUCCACGUCGGUUCAACGCUCCUGUGAAUAUGGAUCUAAGUCACACACACAUACCUGUUUUUAUAUGUUUUAGGGUCUUUUCUACAAUGAUUUACAUUUAGAUUCUGUUUGUUUUUCCGUCCUUUGAACCUGUACCUGACACAGCUGCCGUCGACCUGGUCUGUCGACCUGGUCUGUCGACCUGGUCUGCAGACCUCCCUCUGUGGCUGGGGUCAAACCUUGUUUUGUUUCUGUCUUUAAAUCAAUGUUUUUGAAGCUGUCAGGGGCCGCGCUGUGCUGGGGUGGUUAUUACACUUGCCUUACAGCAAGGAAGUCAGUGGAGCCCAGACUGAUGUUGCAGGUCAGGGUUCUCCAGGGUCCCCCCCCCCCAGUCUGAGAACGUACAUGUUGUGUGUUAAUUCAGUAAGUGGAUGUUGGUUCAAAUCCCCACCACGGGGGUCUUUAAUCACUUCAAGACUAACGUCCAUCCCUUCAAGGCCGCUGACUUCACCUCCUCGGCUCCUCGGUGGCCCGUUCUAGAACCUUCAGUGCAGGACGCAGAGCUGGUCAGAUGCUGUGGCCGGUCUCAGCAGCAGAGGGAGCAGAAGGUGUGUCUGACCUUUGUCUGACCUUUGUCUGACCUUAACCCUUUGGGCUGUUAUAUGAAGAAAAGUCUGGUUGAUUUGUUGACUAUUUAUUCAUAUGAAGAUGAAGGUGUUACUGUGUGAUUCAAUCAUUAUUUAUAUGUUGUCCUGAAAAUAAACUAUUUUUAUUAAGA
This is a messenger RNA of Cynoglossus semilaevis (tongue sole), 5574 nucleotides long. RefSeq names its product tumor necrosis factor, alpha-induced protein 3 (gene tnfaip3). Gene Ontology annotation, cellular component: cytoplasm; nucleus. The record is from RefSeq and is a predicted model, not a curated record. Gene Ontology annotation, biological process: protein K29-linked deubiquitination; protein K33-linked deubiquitination; cytoskeleton organization. Bases 297 to 3710 code for a protein of 1137 amino acids. The transcript has 14 exons. Gene Ontology annotation, molecular function: K63-linked polyubiquitin modification-dependent protein binding; cysteine-type deubiquitinase activity; zinc ion binding. Lineage: Eukaryota; Metazoa; Chordata; Actinopteri; Pleuronectiformes; Cynoglossidae.